AUGUCCCAGACUGACUCCAACCAUGAAGAGUUAUCUUUCCAAGACUUUGUCACUAAUUACUUGGAACGAGGAUUGGUUAGGAAACUUAAUGUCAUCAACAAGUUCGCCGUCGAAGCUGAACUUGUUUCUGGUGCUGUCAGUUUACAUGGCGGCCAACCUGUACCAAAGGUUGUAUUUACCAUCGGAUCUAUUGAAUAUUUCGAAGACGAAUUGAAUAAAGUUCAAGACAGAUUGAACAUUCCUUUGAAUGAACGUAUUCCUGUUGUGUAUGAAGAAAGAACAUCGUGGUUACUGUACCUUAUGCCGAUCUUGCCAACCAUGCUCUUGAUUGGUGGGUUAUAUUACUUGACCACCAGGAGAGUGCAAGCACCAGGAGGAAGAGGUUCUGGUUCUGGUCCUUUUGGGUUUGGAAAGUCUACAGCCAAGUUAUUCAAUCAAGAAACUGAUGUUAAGAUUAAGUUCAAGGAUGUUGCUGGAUGUGACGAAUCUAAGGAAGAAAUUAUGGAAUUUGUCAAAUUUUUACAAGACCCCCAGAAGUAUGAAAAAUUAGGUGCAAAAAUCCCCAGAGGGGCUAUCUUGUCUGGUCCUCCUGGUACUGGUAAAACUCUUUUAGCCAAGGCCACUGCUGGUGAAGCUGGAGUACCAUUCCUUAGUGUCUCCGGUUCUGAGUUUGUGGAAAUGUUUGUCGGUGUAGGUGCCUCUCGUGUGCGUGAUUUAUUCAAGACUGCCCGAGAAAUGGCCCCUGCUAUUAUCUUUGUUGAUGAAAUCGAUGCCAUUGGUAAAGAAAGAGGUGGUGGUAAGUUCGGUGGUGGAGGUAACGAUGAACGUGAAGCUACAUUGAAUCAAUUAUUAGUUGAAAUGGAUGGGUUCUCAAGUUCGGAUCAUAUUGUUGUUAUUGCCGGUACUAAUCGUCCUGACGUGUUAGAUAAAGCUUUACUUAGACCUGGUAGAUUUGAUCGUCAUAUUUCAAUUGACGUUCCUGAUGUUGAAGGACGUAAAGAGAUUUUCAAGGUUCAUUUAGCCAAGUUGAAAUUGAAAGCAAUUGAAGAUAUCAAUAUCAAUGAAAAGUCAAUUGAUUUUGACAAGUACCAAGCCAUGAAGGACAGCAAGAUUGAAAAUUUAGCUGGAAGGUUAGCAGCAUUGACUCCUGGUUUUGCCGGAGCUGAUAUUGCCAAUGUUUGUAACGAAGGGGCCUUAAUUGCCGCAAGAGAAGAUUCUCCUUCUGUGGAAACUUAUCAUUUUGAACAAGCAAUUGAAAGAGUCAUUGCUGGGUUAGAAAAGAAAUCAAGAAUGUUGACAUUGGAGGAAAAGAAGACCGUGUCUUAUCAUGAAGCUGGACAUGCCAUUUGUGGGUGGUACCUUGAAUUUGCUGAUCCAUUAGUUAAGGUAUCUAUUAUACCUCGUGGUCAAGGUGCUUUGGGUUAUGCUCAAUACUUGCCAAAGGAUCAAUAUUUAACCAGCAAGGAACAAUAUAACCACCAAAUGAUUAUGGCUUUGGGUGGACGUGUCAGUGAAGAAUUACAUUUCGAUACUGUUACUUCAGGUGCUUCUGAUGAUUUCAAAAAGGUUACUCAAAUGGCCCAACUGAUGAUUUUGAAAUUAGGAAUGUCAGAACGUUUGGGUAAGAUUAAUUAUGAUGAAGAUAGUGAACGUACAAUCCAUCAUUUGUAUUCCGAAGAAACUGCCCAAAUAAUCGAUGAAGAAGUGAAGCGUUUGAUUGAUGAAGCCUACCAAAAGUGUCACGAUUUAUUAUCUUCCAAGCUUGAUUUGGUGGAUAAAGUAGCCAAGGAAUUAUACAAAAAGGAAGUGUUAACAAGAGAAGAUAUGAUCAGAUUAUGUGGUCCACGCCCAUUCCCAGAUAGGAACGAUGCAUUUGAUAAAUAUAUCAAGGGUGGAGAAGAUCCGUUCAAAAAGAGAAAACCAACAGAUCAAGUAUAA
Messenger RNA from Spathaspora passalidarum NRRL Y-27907, 1938 nucleotides. It is a transcript of the gene AFG3, whose product is annotated as AAA family ATPase. Gene Ontology annotation, molecular function: metalloendopeptidase activity; ATP-dependent peptidase activity; ATP hydrolysis activity. The record is from RefSeq and is a predicted model, not a curated record. Bases 1 to 1938 code for a protein of 645 amino acids. The transcript has a single exon. Gene Ontology annotation, biological process: protein-containing complex assembly; mitochondrial protein processing. Lineage: Eukaryota; Fungi; Ascomycota; Pichiomycetes; Serinales; Debaryomycetaceae. Gene Ontology annotation, cellular component: membrane; m-AAA complex.